This is a messenger RNA of Exophiala bonariae, 2535 nucleotides long. RefSeq lists its product as uncharacterized. The record is from RefSeq and is a predicted model, not a curated record. The transcript is spliced from 3 exons. Gene Ontology annotation, molecular function: S-adenosyl-L-methionine:8-amino-7-oxononanoate transaminase activity; ATP binding; dethiobiotin synthase activity. Lineage: Eukaryota; Fungi; Ascomycota; Eurotiomycetes; Chaetothyriales; Herpotrichiellaceae. Bases 1 to 2535 code for a protein of 844 amino acids. Gene Ontology annotation, cellular component: mitochondrion. Gene Ontology annotation, biological process: biotin biosynthetic process.
AUGCUUUGGAGGGACCUCAAGGUCUGGCAGAUCUACGGCGCCAACACAGACGUCGGGAAGACCAUCAUCUCGUCGUUGCUAUGCAAAGCUCUCCAAAAGAGAGCACAUCAAAACGCACUUUUAUACUUGAAGCCGGUGUCGACAGGGCCACAGUCGGAUGCUGAUGAUGGGCACAUCAGGCGCUUUGUACCUGGUGUUUUGUCAAAAUGCAUAUCACAAUUCUCUGAGCCGCUGAGCCCUCAUCUUGCUGCUGAGAGAGACGGCAAUAAAACGAUACCGAGGUCCGACAACACCAUUCUUUCACAGAUCCAAAGUCUCUUGAGCAAACAUAGCCUAUCGGGUGGUAGGUAUGCAGUCCUAGAGACAGCUGGCGGUGUUCUCUCGCCCGGCCCGUCUGGUUCCGUGCAAGCGGACGUCUACAGACCACUACGACUUCCGUCGCUUUUGGUUGGUGAUAGCAAGCUAGGAGGGAUUUCAACGACUGUCUCCGCGUUCGAAUCAUUGCACGUCAGAGGCUAUGAUGUUGACUCUGUGAUUCUCUUUGACGACCCGAAAUGGGGAAAUUUUGGCUAUCUCCAGGAACAUUUCUCUAAGCACGGGAUCUCAACACAUGCGAUCCCUCCGCCGCCACCGAGGCAAAAUGAUCCCGAAGACGAUGCAUCGGCCCUAUCAGAGUACUAUGAGAAAUGCUCGACUUCGCCAACGGUCAACAACCUCGUUGAUCUUUUGCAAAAGAAGCAUUUCUCCCGUGUCUCGAAGCUAACUUCUCUGCCAUCCCAGGCAGAAGCCGUAGUAUGGCAUCCAUUCCGACAACACGGCAUACCGCAGAACAUCAUUGCAAUUGACUCAGCGUACAGUGACCAUUUCCAAGCCUACAAUGCUGAAAUCGACCCAGCUCUCGCCUCGACACCUAACUCUCAGCCAUCCGGGGGACUCACGCCGCUGGCAGCGCUUCCACCGGCUAAACCACUGCUCACGCCUCUCUUCGAUGCUUCCGCUUCAUGGUGGACGCAAGGUCUCGGUCACGGCAAUCCCGAGCUAGCUCUCACCGCAGCACACGCUGCAGGACGCUAUGGCCACGUCAUGUUCGCCAAUGCGAUCCACGAACCCGCUCUCGACAUCUCAUACAAUCUACUAAGCACACUCCAGAACCCCCGCCUCAGCCGGGUCUUCUUCACCGACAACGGUAGCACAGGCAUGGAAGUCGCUGUGAAGAUGGCUUUGCGAGCCUCAUGCGCACGGUACGGCUGGACGAAAGAAGAGGCCAAUGGCAGCGUCGGCAUCCUCGGCCUUCAGGGCAGCUACCACGGCGACACGAUCGGAGUGAUGAAUUGUUCGGAACCAAGCGUCUUCAACGACAAAGUCGACUGGUAUAAACCCUGGGGCCACUGGCUUGAACCGCCAUCGCUACUGAUGAAAGACGGAGUCUGGGAGCUAUCAAUCCCCACAGAUGUAGCGUCUGAAAACAUGUGCUCAAACCCGCAGAUCUUCACUACUUUAGAUUCAAUCUUCGACUUCGAAUCGCGCGUCGAGGAUGCAGAGCGGUAUGAUGCAUACAUCAAAAAGACAUUGACACGGCUGGUCAAGGAAGAAGGUCGUCGUUUUGGUGCUCUGAUCCUUGAACCUCUACUCAUGGGUGCUGGUGGCAUGAUCUUCGUAGAUCCACUAUUCCAACGCACCCUGAUCACGACGAUCCGUGCAAACCCCAAAUUGAUUGGCACACCGGUGAACGAAAGCAGCAACCCAGAUCUUCCCUCGUCCACCACCACAUGGUCUGGCCUGCCCAUCAUCGCCGACGAAGUCUUCACAGGCCUCUACCGCCUCGGUCGCGCCAGUUCCUCGUCAUUCCUCGCCUCGCCAACCGACACCGCACCGCAAUCACACAGCCAGCAACCCCAACCAGCGAUCCCUAUCACAGUCGCCCCUGACAUCGCCGCACACGCCAAACUCCUCACAGCAGGUCUUCUCCCCUUAGCCAUCACCACCGCCAGCCAGUCGAUCUUCCAGACCUUCCUCUCGUCCUCCAAGACCGAUGCCCUCCUCCACGGCCACAGCUACACCGCACACGCCGUAGGGUGCAGCGUGGCGAACACGGCGCUCGAGACGUUCCGGCGUCUCGACCGCCCAGACGGCGCCUGGGAGGGUUUCAAACGCGCAUGGGCCGCCGACUCUACUCCGCUCACUACCGCGACGGAUUCAUCAUCGUCCUCGCCAUCGGCGAAUAUCUACUCUUUCUUCCCACCCUCCCUGCUCCACCGCCUCUCGCACCACCCACGGCUCGCGGGCUGUUUCGCACUGGGCACCGUCCUGGUACUGAAGAUGGCUAGCCCACGCGGCUCGGCUGGCGGAUAUACGUCGACCGCGACGACGGAACUGCAGGCACGGCUGCUGAUGGAGCUGGAUGCGGAUGGCGCGGCAAUCCACUCGCGUGUGCUCGGGGAUAUCAUCUAUUUCAUGACAAGCUUGACGACGACGGCGGAAGGGGUCGACAAGCUGGGGAAGAUGAUACUGCGGGCCCUGGAUGCGGAGAAUUAG